AUGGCCGACGAUCACGACUACCAUAUCCAGGACGAGGUGCUCCAGCACUCUCUUACAAACCGAGAAGACUUUUGGCGCCAUCAGGCCGAACACCUCCACUGGCACAAACCAUUCUCUGCUACCAUUCGGCUGACCAAGAAGACCCUCAAGAGCGGUGUUACGCAUGACAGCUGGGAGUGGUUCCCAGACGGCGAGAUCUCCACCUGCUACAACUGUGUUGAUCGUCAUGUUCUCGAUGGCCAUGGUGAAUCUGUCGCCGUCUACUUCGACAGCCCCGUCACCAACACGAGGGAAACAUACACCUAUCGUCAACUGCUUCAUGAAGUUGAGACUCUCGCUGGUGUCCUCAGAGAGCAGGGGGUCGAGAAGGGCGAUGUUGUUAUGCUCUACAUGCCCAUGAUUCCCGCCGCAGUGAUAGGCAUCCUUGCCAUUAACCGACUUGGUGCCAUCCAUUCGAUCGUCUUUGGUGGCUUUGCACCCAAUGCCCUGGCGCAACGCAUUGAUGCUUGCCACCCUGUCUUGAUCUUGACAGCCUCUUGCGGAAUCGACGGCAACAAGCCCCCAAUUGCUUAUCAACCCCUGGUCGAGGAGGCCAUUGGCCUGUCAACCCACAAAACCGGCAAGGUCCUCAUCUGGCAACGAGACCAACUCAAAUGGAAUGUCAACCGCAGAGCGGGUCAGCUCAACUGGCAGAGUCUCGUCGGCAGUGCUCACUCUCGUGGAGUGAAGGCGGCUUGUGUGCCUGUCCCAAGUUCCUCACCUGUCUACAUCAUUCACACUUCUGGCACUACUGGCACUCCCAAGGGAGUGUUGCGAGAUGCUGGCGGCCAUGCUGUUGGUCUGCACCUGUCCAUCAGCUAUCUAUUCAACAUUCACGGCCCUGGAUGCGUGUCCUUCACGGCUUCAGACAUCGGCUGGAUCGUUGGCCACUCCUACAUCGUGUAUGGUCCUCUCCUGACUGGUGCCGCAACUGUCCUAUACGAGGGUAAGCCCGUUGGAACCCCUGAUGCAUCUGCGUUUUGGGAUAUUAUCAGCCGGUACAAAGUUACCACUCUAUUCACUGCGCCUACCGCCCUCCGUGCCAUCAAGCGUGAGGACCCCGAGAACCACUUCUUCAUUGAGUAUGGAAAGCGAGGAGGCCUCAAGACUCUCAAGGGUCUUUUCCUUGCUGGCGAGCGUUCUGAGCCUACAUUGAUCGAGAUGUAUCAAGAGCUCAUGACCAAGUACUGCGCGUACAACGCUCAUGUAAUCGACAACUGGUGGUCAACUGAGGUCGGCUCCCCCAUCACCGGGCGUGCGCUUGUUCCUCAUGCUGGCAAGCACAGAAAGACGGACGUCCGUGGACACCCCCCUCCUCAAUUGAAGGCAGGUAGUGCCGGCAAGGCUAUGCCGGGCUUUGACGUUCGCAUUGUCGAUGACGAGGGUGUUGAGGUGGAAAGAGGGUGCAUGGGCAACAUUGUCCUGGCAAUGCCCCUGGCUCCCACAGGUUUCCGAACUCUUUGGAAGGACGAAGAGCGCUUCUGGAAGGGUUACCUGAAGAGGUUCGAGGGCAAGUGGCUUGAUACUGGUGACUCUGGCUGGAUCGACCAGCAGGGUUAUAUCCAUGUCAUGGCUCGAAAUGAUGACGUUCUGAAUGUCAGCGCACAUCGUCUGUCUAGUGGCUCUAUCGAGCAAGCUAUUGCUUCUCACCCCCUAGUUGCUGAGGCAUGUGUUGUUGGCAUUCCUGACUCCCUCAAGGGUCAACUUCCCUUUGCUUUUGUCACACUCUCGCUGAGGGAUCACCCUGAAGAUGCGGUGCCAAGCCAGGAGCUCACCAAGGAGAUCCAAAAGCUUGUUCGUGGUCAGGUUGGUGCCAUCGCAACACUGGGCGGUAUUAUCCAGGGCAAGGGCAUGAUUCCCAAGACACGAUCGGGCAAGAUACUCCGACGAGUGUUGAGAGAGAUGGUGGAGAAUGCUGUCCACGGCGAACUUGCCAAGGAGGUAACGGUGCCUAGCACUAUCGAGGAUUCGUCCACGGUAGAGGUUGCUCGUUCCAAGGUCAGCGAGUAUUUCCAGAAGAUGGGAGCCAAGCAUGGAGAGGUGGACGGCAUGAUCAAGGCUCGGCUGUGA
Fusarium vanettenii 77-13-4 is the source of this 2109-nucleotide messenger RNA. RefSeq lists its product as uncharacterized. The record is from RefSeq and is a predicted model, not a curated record. The transcript is spliced from 3 exons. Lineage: Eukaryota; Fungi; Ascomycota; Sordariomycetes; Hypocreales; Nectriaceae. The coding region runs from base 1 to 2109 and encodes 702 amino acids.